AGGGUAAAUUUCAUACAACAUCUCAAUGUUGUAGACCGUACCUUUGCUUGUUGAAAUAUUCCGUAUCUUUGCUAUCGAAAUACUUUACUUUGGAGAUACUCUACAAAGUUCAGCCUGCUUGGAUUGUGGCGUUUCAUUAUUCGUGCAUGACUCGUUGUUGUACCACUUCUGUCCACUACAUUCGCUAUUUGGACGUGCCUUCCCGUUCCAAAUAGCUAACUAACCCUCCAGCUUCGAUACCCCUUACUUGUACAGUUAUCAACAUGCUCUCCAGGAGGACCCUCACAGUCGUCCAUAAAGCGAGUUCACGCGCACUAUCCACCCGCGCCUCUACUAUCCUCCAAGCAUUGGACAUUCCGACCUCCAAUGAAAUACCUGGAGUGUACGACGGGACGUGGAAGGGCGAGGGUGAACUGUUUGAAAGCCUGUGUCCAACCACUGGCGAGGUGUUAGCCAGGGUGCGAUCGGCAUCACCUCAGGAACUCCAGCUUGCUUUGGAGAAGUCCAAAGAAGCGUAUAAGUUCAUUAGGUCUGUACCUGCUCCUCGGAGAGGCGAACUCGUUCGGCAGAUUCGAGAAGCGUUAGCUGCAAAACGAGAUGAACUUGGAGCUCUCGUAUCUCUCGAGAUGGGCAAGAUCAGGACAGAAGGCGUAGGCGAGGUUCAAGAGUUCAUUGACAUUGUGAGAUAUACACAUGCAGACUACGCUGUUGGGCUUUCGAGAAUAAUGAAUGGUCGGGUCGUUGCAUCUGAACGACCCGGGCACAGUAUUCUUGAAGUCCCAAACCCCCUCGGAGUAGUUGCUGUACUCUCCGCGUUCAAUUUCCCUGUAGCAGUCUACGGAUGGAACCUGGCGCUCUCCCUUGCGGCAGGCAAUGCCACCCUCUGGAAGCCAGCACCAAGUACGCCGCUCUGUUCUAUCGCAGUCAUCAAGAUUAUAGCAAGCGUUCUUGAGAAGAACGGUAUCCCAGGCGCCGUUGCGGGACUUGUGACUGGCGGGAAGGAUAUUGGACAAGCAGUAGUUCAGAGUCAGGAUGUUGACAUGGUCUCUUUCACGGGUAGUGAAGCGGUCGGACGAGAUGUCGGCAAAGUCGUCCAGUCUCGGUUUGGCAAAGUCCUGCUAGAGCUUGGAGGCAACAAUGCUUCGAUUGUUAUGCCUGAUGCAGAUCUAUCCCUCGCGGUUCCCGCCGUUUUCUUCGGCGCAGUCGGAACAGCAGGUCAACGUUGCACUUCCACCCGUCGCCUGUACCUCCAUCGCUCGAUUGCUCCUACCUUUCUUUCAAAGCUCCAAUCUCUCUACUCCAGUCUUCAACCUGGAGACCCACUCGAGUCUGCCACUCUUCUUGGCCCACUGCACAACCGUGCAGCAGUAGGGAUUUACUCUAACGCUGUCGAUAGGUUGCGAAGAGCAGGCGCCGAGAUUCUCAUUGGAGGUUCGCAGUACGGGAGUGAGGACCUGAAGGAUACGUUGACUGGUGGCAACUUUGUGAGACCGACGAUUGCGGUGCCUAGCAAAGUGGAUGUGACAGAUGCUAUUUGGAGAGAGGAGACAUUUGCCCCGAUUUUGACUGUUGGGGUGUUUGACGAAUUGGAAGAAGCUAUUGGGUGGAACAAUGGUGUUCCUCAGGGCUUGAGUAGUAGUCUCUGGACAAAAGACCUCCGAAACGUGGGCAAGUGGAUCGGGCCUGCUGGAUCUGACACUGGUAUUGUUAACGUAAACGUUGGAACUAGUGGCGCCGAGAUUGGUGCUGCAUUUGGAGGUAACAAGAGCACCGGAUGGGGUCGUGAAUCCGGUGGCGACGCGUGGAAGCAAUACGUGCGUUGGAGUGCGUGUACAAUUAACUUCUCCGACGAGGCACCUUUGGCGCAAGGAGUAAACUUCUCGACGUCCUCUUGAGCUUGAAACCCACGAGGUUCUGUGUCAGUUUUAACUACCCGCUCCCGCUACGAAUGCUAUAGUGUGUGUUGUCAAUAGGAAGGAACUGCAAACAUGCCCUUACCAUUGGACUAUGUACCAACAGAUAAUCGUAGCUGCAACCGGAUACCAUACAAAUCCAUGAACAUUCUAACGCAAUAGGAGAUCCGUAAAUACAACAAUUACAACCUGCGAAUAAAUUACUGCGCUUCUGGAACGGGCAACGGCACUUGCUUCUGAGGGCCGAUCAUUACAAGAGGCAAGUAGGAUGCAAGGAGGGCGGAGACACCUAAUCUGUAAGGGCGAUAAAAAUGUUACUCAGUCAGCUCCAAGGAAAGACUAAACGUCUGAGGAAGAAAGAGUCUUACAUGACCGUGCUAAUAGGGCUGUUCCCUCCCUCUUUGGUUCGGAGUGGGUGCUGGUUAAUGACGCUAUUGAUACUCAACAGUAAUGAAGGCCAUGCGAGAUAUCUAGUAUGAAAUGCGUGGCUUAGAGUCUCUGCUCGACACAGCAUACAGUAGUAUUACUUACCGGUUGCGAGUGACCAUGAUGAGACCGGAAAUGAACAUCACUUGAAUG
Messenger RNA from Somion occarium, 2492 nucleotides. The record is from the annotation of a GenBank genome assembly. Lineage: Eukaryota; Fungi; Basidiomycota; Agaricomycetes; Polyporales; Cerrenaceae.